Molecule: messenger RNA, 1542 nt
Organism: Insectozyma verbasci
Lineage: Eukaryota; Fungi; Ascomycota; Pichiomycetes; Serinales; Debaryomycetaceae
Source: the annotation of a GenBank genome assembly
AUGUCAACUACUUUAUUACAACUCACUUCGUCACCUGCUUUAUCAUCACCUACUUUAUCAUCACCUACUGCACAAGAAACAACAUCCUCAAGGGGUAAUGGUAAUGGUGCUCUUCAAAAUAAUGGAUAUUCAUUUGUUGGAAGUACUCCAAGUACCGUUUUAUUCUUUUUAGCAUUAGGUGUUGGUGUUGCUAUUGCAUUAUUAUUUGUAUUUUUCACAAUUAGAUAUUUUAUAAGGUCUAAAUAUGGAUUAAAUUUAUUUCCAAUAAAUAGGAGAAAUUUUUACGCAAGUUUUUCGAGUAGAUAUGGUGGAGGUACUUCAAGUUCUAGUAAUAAUCAACAAGAUUCACCAAUAAAUGGACAUGCAUUUGCGCACAUUUUCACAACUACUGAAAUUCAAGAGCAAUUAGAAUAUAUAAGAGAUCAUAAUUUUAUACGAGGUGAAUCAAUUGAACAAAGAUUAGCAACUUCAAAUUUGAAUAAUAGUACAAGAGCAAGAAGACGGAGAAGGAGAAGGAGAAGAAGAAGAGAUAGGUUUUCGAAGCUAAAGAAAUUGUCAAUUGAAGAAGUAGAGUUGUUAUUUCCCAAGAAGACAUAUUAUGAUUGGUUAAAUGGUGGUAAAGAAAGAGAUGUGGAAAUUAGAGAAGGUAUGCUAAAAGAGGAAGAGGAAGAGCCUGGAACACCUACAGUAGUUAACGACGAAGAUUCAUUUCAUUCUGCUCAUACAAGCAGUGUAGUUGAUACUUCAAAUGGUAAAGAUAUAGAGUUAAUUGAAAUUACUCCAAUAGUGAACGAAAUGGAAGAAACUGAUAUAGCAACACAACCGUCAUCAUCAAAUAUGAAGUUAGAAACAAUUCAAAGGUUACAUUUUGAUUCUGGUUCAUGUGCAAUUUGUUUAGAAUUAUUAGAGAAUGAUGAUCUUGUAAGAGGAUUAAUUUGUGGUCAUGUAUUUCAUCAAAUUUGUUUAGAUCCAUGGUUAAUUAAAAGAAGAGCAUGUUGUCCAAUGUGUAAACGAGAUUAUUUAUUCAAAAGAGAUUAUCAAAAUAACAAUCAAGGAGCUAUUGAUGAGCAACAAUCAUCAACUACCACAGAUCAGCCGCAACAACACGGCCAAGAUGAAGAUGAAGCAUCAGAAUACGAUGAAGUUUCAAGUAUUGAUAUUGAGGAUAUUAGAAAUGAUCCAACUUUACAAGCUAUGAUUCAAGAUUUAGUACCUGCAUCAGAAAGAGUUCGUAUAAUAUUAAAUGAUCCAGAAUAUCAACAAUUAAAUUUAGAAGAAAGAGGUAAAGAAAUAGCCAAUAAGAAAUAUGGGAGAUUUCCAAAGAUUAUAUGGUGGAAAAUAUUGGGUAUUACCAAGACAAAUUUAUUUCAUUGGGCUAUUUUGAAUUUGGUACAUCAAUACAGAUUAGAGAAUCCAAUUCAGCCAAACAAUGAAACAAAUCAAGGAUCAAAUGAAAAUAAUGAAACACAAACUAAUAAUGAAAAUCUUGGUGAAGUUGAUAUAUCAGAAUCAAGGAGGGAAACGGUUGAAAAUAGGGUAUAA